GCCGCUCCCCCACCGCCUCCCGGGCGGGGAUGCUGCGUCUGGGCUGCGGGUUGAAGCAGCUUCUGGCAGGACCGGGAGCUCCGCCCUCCGCUCGGGUCUGUUCUGGCGCCGAUAUGCCUAAGAAGGCUAGCGCGACGAGCAAGGCCAGUGGCAAGUCCCGUGGCGACAGGAGGGGUAAAUGCCAGAGCAAUGAACCAGAGAGACCACUUCCUCCCUUAGCUCCUGUGGCAGUUGAUCCAAAAGGUUGUGUCACCAUAGCCAUCCAUGCCAAACCUGGCUCCAAACAGAACGCUGUAACAGAUUUGACAGCAGAAGCCGUAAAUGUAGCCAUUGCAGCACCUCCAUCAGAGGGGGAGGCUAAUGCUGAACUCUGCCGGUAUCUUUCUAAGAUCUUAGAACUCAGGAAGAGUGAUGUGGUUUUGGAUAAGGGUGGUAAGUCUCGUGAAAAGGUGGUGAAAGUUUUAGCCUCCACAACUCCAGAAGAGAUCUUGGAGAAGUUAAAAAGGGAAGCUGGAAAGAAAUAAAAGCAAGAAAAUGAAAAAAAUGCAUCAUUGGGAAGCUUUUUUUAUUGCAAAUGAUGAAGAGUCUGUUAAAUAGGAAAACCUAUUUAAGUGCACAGAAAAACACGGGAGUGUAUGUGUAUGUAUGUACACAUGUAUUUUUAAAUAAGAUUCAAAAAAUUUUUUGAAUGAAUAUAGGUUCUAAAAUCCCUGUCUACAAACAGCCUAGAACAUAUUGCUUUGAUUUCAUGGCAUUACAGAAUAACAGCUGGAAAGGCUAUUUAAGAUGACAUGAUUUAACACCUUUCAUUCUGUGAUGGGGCUUCUGAUACCCAGAAGUUGAGAUUAUUCAUACCAUGCAAGAUGGCAACCUUGUCAAAUACAGUUUACCCUGACUGUAAAUAAAAAUGAUAGUAUCUCCACAGCAGUUCUGGAAUUCUGGGGAUUGUCUUCUAAUCCAGUUUACAAAUGUGAGAGAAAAACCUGUCACACUACUUUGUAGUCUUACCUUAUAUAUUAAGGUACUUUCAAAAAUAUCUUUUACCUCUUUCAAAGACCACAUUGAAGCAUUUUGUGAAAAAAGAAUAAUAAUCAAGACUUGUAAUUUAAUAUGAAUUAUAAUUUUUGAGAUAUCACUGAAUUUUCUUCUUUCUUGAUAAUUUGCAGUCAUCAAAUCUGGUAGUUCUUAUGAGUCUCCAAAGAUCAUUAAAAAAAGAAAGAGGACCUAGAAGCUACUUUGACUAUUUGUAAAAGCCUGUCAGAACUCGCAUUUAUGUUAAAGUUACAAAGAAUAAUAAUAAAUUUUUACAUAUU
This is a messenger RNA of Otolemur garnettii (small-eared galago), 1313 nucleotides long. It is a transcript of the gene CUNH15orf40, whose product is annotated as chromosome unknown C15orf40 homolog. Bases 30 to 524 code for a protein of 164 amino acids. Gene Ontology annotation, cellular component: cytoplasm. The transcript has 4 exons. Lineage: Eukaryota; Metazoa; Chordata; Mammalia; Primates; Galagidae. The record is from RefSeq and is a predicted model, not a curated record.